This is a messenger RNA of Bombyx mori (domestic silkworm), 2106 nucleotides long. RefSeq names its product nose resistant to fluoxetine protein 6. The record is from RefSeq and is a predicted model, not a curated record. Gene Ontology annotation, molecular function: acyltransferase activity, transferring groups other than amino-acyl groups. Bases 46 to 1668 code for a protein of 540 amino acids. Lineage: Eukaryota; Metazoa; Arthropoda; Insecta; Lepidoptera; Bombycidae. The transcript has 12 exons.
CCUGCUUCCUGUCCACCCAGCACAAUCGAGAAGCUGUUGGCUGCGAUGGUAUCACGGAGUCACCUUGGCACAUCCGGUAUCAAUGCUAGCAUUGCUAUAACUAAUGCAUGUCAGACUAGUGGGAAUCAUAAGGAAUUCGAUGCUCUAUUCUAUUAUUUCGUAUGUACAGUGGGAUUGUUAGCAGUCAUUUGCCUAGUAUGCACUUUUGUGUCUUGUUCCAAACAACUCAAUGUUAAUACAACAAUAACACAAGUGAUAAAGGCGUUUUGUAUGAAAGAAAAUGCCUCUAACCUGUUUAAGAUGAGAAGAGAUGGCUUGGAAGCUAUUUAUGGAGUCAAAUGGUUGACAAUGUGUUUGAUAGCUGUUGAUCAUCUGAUAAGUAUUGUUAAUUCUGGUCCUAUCAGCGAUGGAUAUACUUCAGAUCGAGUGGUCCGAUCGUUUUUCGGGCUUUUCCUUGUCCACAACGAUCUAUUUGUGGAUACGUUUUUCUUUUUAUCUGGACUCCUCACGUUUUCGGCUUUUACAACCUACGAAAAAUUACCGAAUCCGUUCUUGAUAAUCUUCAAAAGAUACAUCAGACUUAUAGUGGCACUUGCAGUGGUAAUAUUCUAUGUUUGCGCGGUACAUACUUACACAGGAAACGGCCCUCUGUGGAACAAAUUAGUCGAUCUAGAAAUAGAACUCUGUAGGAAGAACUGGUGGCUUAAUUUGCUGAUGAUCAACAAUUACGUCGACACUGAAAACAUGUGCUUAAUAAUAUCUUGGUAUAUACCCUGCGACUUCCACUUCUUCGUGAUCACCGUAUUCUGGUUCUCUAUAUACAAAAAGUAUCCAAAAGCAGGUCUCAUAGCUGCUAGCGUCAUGUUUAUGAUCGCACUUUCGCUACCAGGGAUCAUUACCUACUUGUACCGGUUGUCUGCAGUCCAGAUUUUCACUAUUGAAUUUCUCGUGAAUCCUCGUGGUAGUCACGAUUUGCAUGUACUGUACAUUAAAAGUCAUGCCCGUUACGCGACAUAUCUCGUCGGCGUACUUUUUGGAUUCAUCUUUGCGAAAUAUAAGGCCGAAGGGAAACUGAAUACUGUGUCGAAGAAAUGGACCGUCCUGUUUGCAAUUAUAGCGUCAACUUUGAUGCUGGCGGUUUUAGUGUACGGUGGCACAUUUAUAUGGCGCGAAUACUGGCCGUUAGAGAGCGCAAUAUAUGCCGCACUGAACAGACCGGCCUGGGCAUUCGGAAUGGGACUGCUCAUCAUGUGCUGCGCGUUUGGACAGCUGCCCUUAAUUAACGGUAUCCUUACAUGGUACCCAUGGGUCCCCGUGAGUCGACUGACGUACGGAAUUUACUUUACCCACACCAUCAUAAUCGCACGAAACGUCUUCAUCACGAGGAACCUGCAACAUAACGAUUAUUUUAAAAUUCUCGUUGAUGGAACUGGUACAAUAUUUUGGUCAUGCAUAUUCGCUCUGCUGCUUUGGUUGUUGGCUGAAGCGCCAAUUAAUAAGCUAAUCGACAUUUGCUUGAGAUCACUAAUUCGGAAGGGGGAAAAAAGAGCUCAAGAAGUUUCUGAAGGAAACGGAAAUUCUCAAAAGAACUUCAAAUCGAUCGACCGUGAUAAUUUCGCCAAGGAGGAAAAUCUUUCUACAAAUAUUCAACUAGAAUCUAAAAUGUAAAUAAGUGUAUCCAGCGGAGCCCCUAUAUUUGAUACUCAAAAGUGACGAAGCUGGUGAAAAUUAUGAUGAAAGAUUCCAUAUUAUGGAUAAAUAGAUGUGAAAGGCUUAACAAGGUAGCGAGUUCAUUAAGUAUUUCAAAAUCCCACCUUUAUUUUUAAUUUCAUUUCUUAAUUUUAUGUUAGUUUACGAAUGCCGCAUGUCAGUAUUAAUAUAAUUAUCAGUAUAGACUUUUGUGAACGUUAUAUGAUAGGAAAAUGUUUUAAAUGCGACAAGUAACUAUUUAUAAUGGCUUUUUUCUCACUUAGAUAUAUGCAUAUUAAAAUAGUAAAUUUGACUUAGCCUUCACAAAUGAUUCAGAAAUCUGACAAGCAGUACGCUGCGACUUGACUUUGUCCACAAGGUAUUUACUGCCCACUUCAUACAUAGCCAAUCAUACCA